This is a messenger RNA of Aethina tumida (small hive beetle), 1393 nucleotides long. RefSeq names its product tyrosine-protein phosphatase non-receptor type substrate 1-like. The record is from RefSeq and is a predicted model, not a curated record. The transcript has 6 exons. Lineage: Eukaryota; Metazoa; Arthropoda; Insecta; Coleoptera; Nitidulidae. The coding region runs from base 424 to 1329 and encodes 301 amino acids.
AUUUAAUUACACUUGAAUACUUUAAAAUUAAGAUUAUUUUAUUACAUAUACAGGGACCAAAAGGUAAGUAAAACGGAAGGUGGCGUUAAUAAAAAUUAAUGACCCACCGACCUGGUUUAUUGUACAAACAAAUUGUUUAUUAAAAUUUAUAGUCAUGACUACAUGACAUUCCCCGAUCACCCCAUUAAUGGGUUUACCGUGAUUAGCGGGUGUAACAACAAUCGCCCACCUGUAGGACGUACGGGGUAUGCAGGGCGCAAUCUCCCCAAAGUUGCGACGCGUCGUCCCGAAACCAGAAGAGGAAGUUUGGAGUUUGGCAGAGAAUCGUUUAACCUUUGAGGAAUGCGGCUGGAGACCGGAAACUUUCGAGAUGUGUCGCUCGUUCUGGUAGUAUAGUCGGUUGAAGAACUUCCGCGUCGAGAUAUGGGAUGCCACCUUGGGAUGAUGUGGGUCGGAUUUGUUAUUUGUGUUUACAUCGAAGGAACAUUUGCAUUGAAGAACGUCCAGGUGAAAAUUCCGAAAGCCGUUGUGGCCGGUGAAGAUGCGGUUAUCUGUUGCUUCUACGAUUUGGAAGGUGCCGGUCUUUAUUCGGUGAAGUGGUACAAAAAAACUGCCGAGUUUUUUCGGUUCGUUCCUUUGGAGAAGCCCCGCAAGAGGACGUUCAAAAUUCGUGGACUUCAAGUUUUAGAAGAGAGGUGCAACAGAACGCAGAUUGUUCUGCAAAAUGUUACUAAACAAGCCUCUGGCACAUAUUCCUGUGAAGUUUCUGCAGACCAGCCAAAUUUUUCUACCGGUUCCAAAACAUUUUAUUUACAGGUUGUAGAUUUGCCAAAAACCGAUCCCCAAAUAAACGGUUUGAAAAGUCGCUACAAACUCGACGAAUCCAUCGACGCAAAUUGCACAUCAUUUGGUUCAGAUCCAGCCGUGAAUAUUACGUGGUACUUGAACGGUAUUCCAUUGAACACAUCCAGAACAAACUAUUCUGAAGGAUUGACGGUUUCUGUAAUUGGAUUCAACUUAAGUAGUACCCAUUUUAUCAACGAUAAGCUGAAAAUUCGUUGCUCUGUCACUUUGUUCGAUGUCUACCAUAGGAGCUGUGAAAAGAGCGUCGAUUUGAAGAAAAUUAAGCCCAACGUAUAUAGAUACGAUGUACAAGGUUACUCCACCAACGUGGCCGAUUCAAGAUUCGACUGGGACAUAAAUCAACAUCAAAGACCAUUGGAUUCCAGUUGGAUUCAAAUGGACGCUAUUAGUGUGAUCUCUUAUGGAAAAACGAAUCACUAUAAUAUAUUUGCCACCAUCUUUAUGGUUAUAAUUUACUUUCUAUAAAAUUAUAUAUGUUACAAUGUACAUAAGAUUUUAUUAUAUGUCAAUAAAUAAUUUUGUACAACAA